UCCAGCCACCAUGAGCUUAUCUACUGCCAUCGUGACCAUCCGUAUCGCCAAUGAGUGUGCCACUUUCUGGCAGUGGACCAAAUCUGCCAUUUCAUCCCUGCACUCGCAAUGGAGUAUUGCACAGAAGCAAGAUCUCAAGGGUCGUGUACUGGAGUUGGAGAGUGGCCUGCAAUGUCUCAGGGAAACUCUCCCUGCAAUGUAUGACCUCAUUAAUAAAGCAGAGUGGAGGAGCCACGACGACCUUGUGGCAAGCGUCCUUCCGAAUCUCAAGGAUGCAGUGUCUGAUGCCGAGGAUCUUCUUGAUGAGUUCGGAUGGUAUGAGAAGAAGGUGCAAGUGGAGGGCAAUGCAAGCCAGUCACCUUUCAUUGAAUUCUCAGAUACCGUCAUCCAAGGCAGCUUCAACAAACUAGAUGGCAUCCAGUUGAGGUUGAAUCGUCUUUCGGGUGAGCUUGAGGGGCUUCGUGGAAUUGUACAACGCUUUGACAGAUUAGUCAGGCUAGAGAACAUCUCCUCUUUAUCGGAAAAGAGAAAAAAUAUAUUCUUGGGUCAUGACAAGGAGCUGAAGCAAGUCUUGGGAUUUCUCAAUGUACUUGAACGCAAGAGAGCAACUAGUCCAAUCAAUGCAUCAACAAGCAACCAUGUCAAUAAUGAAUCAAGUCUUCCUGUUUUCGUGAUAGGUGGAAUUGGUGGUGUCGGAAAGACUACAUUGGCCCAGCAUAUCAUCAACCAUCAACAAGUUCAUUCACAGUUUGAGAAGAGAAUUUGGAUUUGUGUCUCAGAUGACUUUGAUGUUAAGAGGUUAACUAAAGAGGUCAUACAAUCCUUUACUGGAAAAGAGGCAACUACUGAGAGUAGUUUGGAAUCUCUUCAAAAUGCUCUGAAGAAGCACGUGAACAAUAAAAGGUUAUUGAUUGUCCUUGAUGAUGUGUGGGAUGAUGCCUUGAAGGAUAAUGGGCGGUGUUGGGAGAAGUUUUGUGCACCUUUUUGCGGUGUCCAAGAGGGAAGUGCGAUGUUGGUCACAACUAGAUGUGAAAAUGUUACCAAGGGGGUGUGCACAAAUGAGUCUGUUACAUUAGAUGGUCUAAAUGAUGAUGCCUUUAGGGAAUUCUUCAAAUUAUGCAUGUUUGGAUCUGAGGAUUGUAGAAAUUAUCCUGACUUGGAGUGCAUUGGUGAAAGUAUACUUCCUAAAUUGAAGGGCUCUCCUUUGGCUACCAUUACUCUGGGACGCAUGUUGAAAGCAAUUCCUGAAGUGUCACAUUGGAAGUCUAUACUUGAGAGUGAACUGUGGGAGUUGGAACAAAAGGAGACUGACAUUUUACCUGCCUUUCGGUUGAGCUACAUAUAUUUACCAUUCUAUUUGAAGCAAUGCUUCGCAUUCUGUGCUUUGUACCUCCAAUUCAAAAUAUUGACUGUCAGUAUUUUGAAGACCUUGUAGCACGGUCUUUCUUUCAAAAGAUUAGUGAUCGAUA
Messenger RNA from Triticum aestivum (bread wheat), 1469 nucleotides. RefSeq names its product putative disease resistance protein RGA4. NCBI's taxonomy places the organism in Eukaryota, Viridiplantae, Streptophyta, Magnoliopsida, Poales, Poaceae. The transcript has a single exon. The record is from RefSeq and is a predicted model, not a curated record. Gene Ontology annotation, molecular function: ADP binding. The coding region runs from base 11 to 1435 and encodes 474 amino acids.